Molecule: messenger RNA, 2185 nt
Organism: Porites evermanni
Lineage: Eukaryota; Metazoa; Cnidaria; Anthozoa; Scleractinia; Poritidae
Source: the annotation of a GenBank genome assembly
AUGAAUUCUCAGGUAGCUUUUCUGUUGCUUUGUUUUGUUGGUGGAACUCAGGUAGGAAGUCAAUGGCUGGGUUUUGAGCCCUAUGAGGACCGUCCUGAAAAAAAUUCAAAGGUAAGGUUCUGUGAUAAAGAAUCCUUCCAGAACUGCUCAAACGAAUUUGUAUUUUCCUUUUUUACUAUAGCUAGUACACAAUCAAGAAUCGUUUUGGGCGAUGUUCCGUUACUUAGUAAAAAGUUGUUAUUUGGGCGUAGAAUUACAAAACGUUUGUCCCUCUAAUUCACCAUUCAUUUCGAAGCAAACUUGGACAUGCCAAGCAUCAUAGAACAAACACUCAAUCUCAAAUUGCAGUUUAAAAGAUGUGUACUACCAUUAAACAGGAUUAUUUGUUGUAAAAAAAAUGUCUACUCGUAUCUAGCUUGAGUACUGCGUGAACUUAGCCUGUGUACAGCCGCCCUCUCCCCUCUCCUCAAAAAAAUACACAGGCUACGUGCACUAUGUCGCUCUCAGUUUAUUUUCUCCUUGCCUGACUCAACAACCUUUGACACCUUCGAUUGAGUAAUUUAGUCUGGCUGAUUAGGCUCUUGCAUUGCGUCAUUUUUGUGGCCAGUGUGCGGUAGACUAAAAAUUCCUGGAAUUUGUUACUUCCCUGUACGUGAAACUGAAAUCCACACUUAAAAGUCGAAUUUGGGUCGAAAACCGCAAUGAAUUCCGGAGACACCUGGUGUAUCUUGCUAAGUGGAGCAUACCCUUUAUCGCAUACAAUAUACCGUAAAAUUCCGAAAGUAACGACCCACUGAAAGCAGAGACCCUCCAAAGUAGCGACCCCCCGAAAUUCAGCGACCCCCCGAAAAUAACGACACGUCGAAAGUAGCGACAUUAAAAAAGAUUUCCCUUUUUGCAAGAAUUAACAGAAAUGAUGCAUACAGAAAGCUACGUUUCGUCUCAAUGAUUCAUAAAAUCCUGCAACGACUGAAUCCAACAGUUUACCGUAAGAUGUAAUAUUACUGGUAUUAAUGGGAACUGACUGUUGCUAACGUAGCUUAUUCAAAGAUUCAAAGACUGAUUCUUUCGAAUUGUUAUUUCAAAAAUAACAUGUUACAAUUUCUCCAAAAAAAGAGUAUGUAUGUGCUCACACUUUGUCGCGAUUACAUUAGCGUAACUUCGAACGGUCCAUGUACGUUCCCAGGGGGGAGGGGGGUGUAUCCCAUUAUAGUCUAUUUUGGGGCCAUAUUAAAGACCCCGCCUUAGUCUCUUUGGAAAAAAAAGCCAUUUUCGCAAUACCAACUUACUUUCUGUUUAUGCAUCCACCUUGCAAAGCCUUUAAACUUGGCCAUCCUGAAAUGAACUGACACCUUUGUUAAAGGGGCACAGUCAUGACACCCGCAUUCUCAUUGAGUUAGUCAUAAUUACACGGUCCGCCAGAUUGAAUUUUGAAAGUCUCAACAAAAAUUUCUAAAAGUUACCGCGUUUUCACGUUUUUUACAUCUUUUGAGUACUCAAGGGGAAACUACUGACAAUAACAAGUCAGUCUUUCGCCCUUUUAAUGUGGUGUAAAUCUUUCUACUCUUAAAUCCUUACAUACCUGAAUUUCCUGAACCCCAAAAUCCAUUCCAUUCUAGUGACUCUUAUAAAAAUGCAACCCGAAUCGCCAUAAUAGCCAAUCCACCCUAGCCUGUUCCAGGCUCCAAGAGAGUCGGGCCCGCUGAAUUGAGAAAGCGCGAAGACGAAAAAAAUGACUUCUUUUUCCUGUGCCCAAAACUGCAAGAACGUUUGUCAAAAGAACUGGUAAGACUUGAGCUAAUUUAUUCAUUCAAUAUCUUCUUAUGAAAAGUAGACUUUAAAUGACAUCUAUGUGAAAACGAAUGCCUUCAUACCCCGGGCUUGUCUUGACUACCUUCAACAUGGUGUGACGAGCAACGGCUAUUACUGGCUUUUUGACAAUAACGAUAAGCGCUUUAUGACUUAUCGAGACCUCUCGUCGGAACCGAAUGCAGCUUGGACACUGGUGAUGUCAUGGAACCUAGGAUCAAAGAAUUUACCAAGUUUUAAAACGAAGGCUUUUUCACAAGAUGCACCAAUCAAUCAAAACAAUCCAAACUGGGAUGCGUACCGCCAGACUCUUGCUCGAAUGAAAAGUGUCCGAAGCCAUUCAACUCACUGGCGUGCAACAUGCAGUUUCAAUUGA